GCACCUGCCUGCCAAGUUGCAUGUACAAGUGACAGCUGCCUGACAAACAACACCGUCCUUUGAGUGAAGAAGGUCCUCGUUGGCUCACUCUCACUUCCAACAUGCUAUAAGAACCCGCUCCGUCCAUUUUACACACUCUUCUCUCCCUCCCUCCCACCCUCCCUCCAGACACAAAGACAAUCACAACAACAAUCCUAACCACUCCAGCUAAAACAACAUGUCGAACAUCGGUAACGUCCUUGGUGGCCACAAGGCUAACCUCAGCAACCCCAACACUUCCGAGGAAUCCAAGCAGCACUCUCUCGAAGUCAUCGAGAAGGAGCUCGGCACUGAGUCUAGCUCUGACGUUGGUGCUACUGCUCACAACGACGACGGCAAGAACCCCGUGCGAGUCGCUGCUGGUCUCAAGGCUGCUCUUCACAAUCCCAACGUCUCUGAUGAAGCCAAGGAGAAUGUCUCGCACCAUCUCGCCGACAUCACUUCCACCUCUCAGACUGACGAUGGCAAGAAUUCCACCAGAGUUGCCGCUGGCCUCAAGGCUGCCCUUCACAACGACAGCGUCUCUGACGAGGCCAAGGAGCACGUCAAGGAGCGUCUUGCCGACAUGAAGUAGCUGAUACCGAGCAUUUCGAGCAAUUCGCCUGGCCCGUCUUGAUCCAACACAAUGCAAAAAACCGGGGUAUGGGCUACUUCAAGUUCGAUACCAGCUCCACUAAGCUUGGUCUCAACGAUAAUAGCAA
Molecule: messenger RNA, 740 nt
Organism: Aureobasidium subglaciale EXF-2481
Lineage: Eukaryota; Fungi; Ascomycota; Dothideomycetes; Dothideales; Saccotheciaceae
Exons: 3
Coding region: 218-613 (131 amino acids)
Cellular component (GO): cytoplasm
Source: RefSeq, a predicted model, not a curated record